Molecule: messenger RNA, 4015 nt
Organism: Cephus cinctus (wheat stem sawfly)
Lineage: Eukaryota; Metazoa; Arthropoda; Insecta; Hymenoptera; Cephidae
Gene: Con
Product: connectin
Exons: 6
Coding region: 524-2116 (530 amino acids)
Cellular component (GO): plasma membrane
Molecular function (GO): protein binding
Source: RefSeq, a predicted model, not a curated record
GACGGGUGAACGGAUACUCUGCGGAAUAGUGCAGAUGCACGUCACGAUAAUUUCGCGAAAGCCUGUAGAAAUCGCCAAUGAAAUUUGCAAAAGCCGACUGUCGAGGAGCCUCACGUUACGGGAGCCGUCUUCGGCCAUUCCCGCAUAUUCCUUACUACACAAGGCUGCAUUGGAAUUGACCUAACCUAUUCCGCGCGGUAUGUCAUUUCGCACGGGAUGUUGGGACAACUGUUUAUCGUGCUACUAUGUGUAGGGGAAUGGCUUAUACAUAUAAUAACCUUUUGAGAUGGGAUAUCGGCGGGCAUUAUACAGUAACGGAUGGAGCAAUACGCUCCAAGAGUGGGGUCUCGUUCCUGAACUAAUCCUCUACGGCGUGCAAUCGGCCGGAGUGCUUACAUCGCCGCCUAUACACAUCUUUCUGGAAAGGCUGUAAAGGACUCAAGAAAUUUUGGAGAAGUAACGCGCGGAGGAACUUGUCUCAAAUGGAAAAUACAAACUUACCUACUUUGCCGAGGGUGACGCCAUGGCUCACGUCAAACGAUACUUCUUUCUGGUGUGCCUUCUACUUGCGACGGUCCAGGUUAUAUUUGCCGCCAGUACCAGAGCCAGGAGUAAGAAGAAGACUAAGGAUUCUAAGGAGAAGGAAGUCAAUGUGUGUGAUCUUGAUAGGCGGAAUACUCCUAUGUUUUGUUAUUGCGAUAACAAUCAGAUAAGAAACGCAUCUGAUGUCAACUGUUGGAUCUUUGACAACGUCGACGUGAAUGAUCCUAUAUGGGAACACUUUAGCUCGCAAUUGUACCUCGAGAAACUUACGUUCAUCAUAAGACACGGGGGUACCUAUGGCUCCAUACCCACUACUGUACUGGGACAGAUGAAGAAUCUUCAGAAGAUCGGUUUCCAAUAUGCAUCCAUACACGAACUCGCUUCACAUGCUUUCUCGAAUCUCCCAACUGUCGUCGAGAUUAAUCUCAGUCGGAAUAUGAUUGUCAUCCUGAGAAAAUACGCUAUCGAGAACAUGAAGAAUCUUACGGUUAUCAAUUUCGAUGAGAAUCGCAUUGCUGAGAUAAACAGGGACGUCUUCGUGAAUCUACCAAACCUGAAGCAGUUAUUCCUAAACAGAAAUAACGUGUCCAUUUUACAUGACAAAGCAUUCAAGGAUCUUGGAUCACUACAGGAAUUGGAGCUGAAUGGGAAUCAAUUGUCUGUACUGACGACAGAGACUUUUUACGGCUUGAGAAAUCUUAUCAGGCUUGACCUGCGUAGCAAUCUCUUAUCGAUGAUCGGUGACAAGACCUUUUUGGAAUUGCCAGAAUUGCGCUCACUGGAACUUGAUCAGAAUCAGAUCGAAUACAUAUCUGAGAAGGCGCUGGAUGGAAUGAGAAAUUUGAAAAAAUUGUGUCUGAGUGAAAAUAAAUUGGUAUCACUGGAACCGGAUUUCCUGUCUGGGGCACCUGGUAUCAAUUUUCUGGAUCUUCGUGAAAAUGCUCUCAAGACCAUGACCUUUGACAAUAUCAAGCCAAUCGUAACCAAUCUCUACAACGUGUCCAGUCAUUUAUAUCUCGACGGCAAUAAUCUCAUCUGCGACUGCAGGCUCGCCUGGAUCUGGGGUCUCAAAAACGAGACUAAGAACUUGAAGCUGAAAGACGUCCUGGACGAGCUCACCUGCUUCCUGGAGAGUAACAACGCGACGACUGUUGAUCAGGAUGCCGUCAAAGGACUUAAUAUUCCUCAGAACGAAGCCGAGUACGCCGCUGACAAUCUCAAGGACCGUGACACAGAGGACGACGCCUAUAUGGGCGACGACGGCAACUACUAUGAAGAAUACGAGGAAGGUUACGGUUAUCCAAGUCGUCCCGAAGGAAAUCAAACCAAGGUGGAGAUAGUCGAGGGCAAAGCAGGAUACAUGAAACACCUGUUCGACCUGAAGCCAGAAGAACUUCCAUGUCCGGAACCAUCGAGGGAGGAUUUAAUGGCGUCGGAGCAGCCCUCGAGUCAUCGUGAAAAUUCGAAAGCUGGUUCUUUCUCUAUAUUCUCGUUAUCGCAUGCCGAUAGGACCGAUCGUAAUCUCUCCAUCCUGAUCCUCACCGCCAUCCUGCCGAUCGUUCUCUUCACGUAGAAGGACCUUUCCUUGGUUCUGUAAUUUUUCUUUCUCAUCUUUUUGUAUUUCGAUCCUCAACCGACACUUUUGUCAACCUUUUGCUCUACGGAGGUAGGCGGUGACUUCGCGUCCUCAUGCAGGUUAUCACUGCUCCUCGUACGGUAACGAAUGGAAUUGAAUGGAAUUGAAUGAAACCGGACAUCGCAGAGUUGGACGAUUUAUGUUUAGUCAAUUAGCCGAGCCGUGAAGUCACGUGGGAAUGUACAUUCCUGAACAGGCGACGUAUAAUAAUAAUAAUAAUAAUAAUAUUAAUAAUUAUAAUAUUAGCACUAGAAAGAAUCUAUAAGGAAAACGAACGAUAAUAGAGAUUACUCGUGAAACUUUACGGCUCGGGUUUAAAAUACUGUGCUCUCGCGCUAUAUGGCAGAUUUGCCAAAUUAUUAUUAUUUAAUUAUUAAACUCAAGUCCUGUUUCUAAUACUCGACCACGCGCCACGUGAGGUCUCUAUUAUAGGAUGAGGAUCGUAGACAGCGAUUUUCAAUGAAAUCGUGCGAGCGUAAUACUUAUCACAGAAUUAUCAUGAUAUUGACGGGAUACGCUCGCGAGAAUCGUUAAUCACGUUGAGAGACAAUCCUGAUUAAAUGAGAGGAAGAGAGAAAGGAGAGAGAGAGAGCGAGAAAAUAUCUUCUUGGAAUUUAUGCAAACGGAUGAAAUACAGUUAAUGACUAUACAUACGUUAUACACGUGGGAGAUGAAGCUAGCUAGUACGUGUAUUUCUGGAACAUAAAGGGAUGCGCGCGCAUAUCGGAUGAAUUUCAAACUGGGAAACUAAUGUGAAACGUGACAUUUGGUUCCGGUUUUAAGAGAUAAAAACAAAUAUACACAUGUCUCAUUGUAUUAUAAGACCAAAUAUCACGCGCACCGCCAUUAUAUGUUUAUUUAGUGCCAUCUUAGCGUUAGCUUGUAUUACUUAUUAUUACUAUUAUUAACCUCAUUAUUAUUAUUAUUUAUCGCGGUCGAUGUCCAUUCUAUUCCGGAAAGCCAAGCAAGACGUCGUUCUUGGGUGUUUUCAAAGGAGCCAAAGAUUUCACCGGAUACGAAUCUAAGAGAACCAAUGUUUUCCGGAAGUCGAUAAAUUUUUAUAUGCUAUUAUCUGUACUCCUGUCUCAUCGUCACAUUGUAAAUUCCUUUGUUCUUAUUGUAUCGGCAAUACAAUUUUUACUUGAAAAAUCGUGUACCUCUUAUCGACUACUAUUAGCAUUUUCUAUUGUAACGAAAAAGAGCGGCGAAGGGAAAAAAUGAGGGGGGAAAGAAAAAGAGAGCGCGACGAAUAUGAAAAUGACAACCAUUAACGUAAAAGAGCGCUUCGUGUGUGAGACUGCUACUUUCUUAUUAGAGCCUUUUCUUUACGCUGCUUCGGUCUCGUAUUAUCAGCUGGUUUGAAGGAUCGCGUGUUUUUUUUUUGUUAUGAAGACCUUGAAACGUUUAAUCAUAAGGAACAAGGUAAGCUUAUCGGGAAAUGAAAAAGAAAAACGAGUUGAACCUCUUUUUCUGCAUUAUUAAGAACCUUCCUUCUUUUUUUAACUAAAAUUUAUAUUUCAUUAUUCAUAUUACACGAGUCGCGUCUUUGGAUUCGGGCGAUUCUUAUCCUGAUUAAUAAUUUAUGCUUUAAUGAUACUCGUAAUAUAAUUAUCUUGUAUAUCUUCAUUUCGUGAUACCCUGUCUAUCUGCACUUAUCAUUCUUUCCUACCCUUUGCGUACGUUCAGUCAUUUGCGCUUGAGUUAAACGUAAUUCUAAGUUAAGCAAGGAAAAAAGAAAGAUGAACUACUUACAAAGAACCGUCAGCUGUAAUAUGUAUUAUAUAUGUUCUUUUAUAAGAUUUAGCAAUAUGAAGAAUAAACUGAAGACACGUAAAA